This is a messenger RNA of Rotaria sp. Silwood1, 1281 nucleotides long. NCBI's taxonomy places the organism in Eukaryota, Metazoa, Rotifera, Eurotatoria, Philodinida, Philodinidae. The record is from the annotation of a GenBank genome assembly.
AUGGCACAUCGAACAGCUUUACCAGAGACCAAUCAUGACGAUGACUAAGAUCAAAAUAAAUCUUCGGAAGUGGACUCAACACAACAGCUAAAUGAAAAUCAUUCAAAAUCUGUAGCUAUUUUUUCACUUUCAUCAUCAUCAUCGUCAUCAUCUUCAUUACACGAAUCAAUAGGAAUAUCAUCAUCAGUAAUGUCAACACGUGUACUACCAGUUGGUUGUUAUCAUGAACAAGAUCAAACAACAACACAUGAUAAAAAUUCAACAUCAUCAUCAAUGAUAAAAUAUUUUAAUACAUAUCGUGAACAAAUUCCAUUUACAUCAAGUUGUUCAUCAUCAUCAUCAUCAACAUCAUCAUCAUCAUCAACACAACCAUCAACUAAACGAGAUUUAAUAUCAUCAAAAAAACCAAUUGAACAUUUCCUUCCAACUGUUGAUACAUUAACUAUUGAACAAAAUUUAUUUAAUAUGGUUCGUUUUGAUAUAAUUAAAUCAAAUUUUUGUGAUUAUUAUCAAUUGGGAGAUUUUGUACGAAGUGGUGGAUUUUCUGAUAUACAUGAAGGAAUUCGUAUGAGUGAUAAUAAAAAAGUUGUUGUUAAAUUUAUUCCAAAAGAAAAAACAAAAAAUUGGUUAAUGAUUAAUCAAAAAAAAUAUCCGGCUGAAGUUUUAUUACAUAAAGCUGUACAUGAAAUUCAAGGUAUUAUUCAUGUUUAUGAUUAUUUUGAGAAUGCUGACCAUUGGAUAUUAGUUAUGGAACGUUUACGUAAUUGUCAAGAUUUAUUUGAUUAUUUGGAAUCUAGAGAUCGUGGACGUCUUAACGAAGUUGGAGCAAAGAAAUUUUUUCAACAGUUAGUUCAAAUUAAUCUAGCUAUGUUACGAAAAGGCGUUGUUCAUCGUGAUAUUAAAAGUGAAAAUAUCUUAGUUGAUCUUGAUACUGAAUCACUUGUAUUAAUUGAUUUUGGUGCUAGUGCUAUAUAUAAAUCACCAGUGUCAUAUUAUUCAGAUUUUCAUGGAACUAAACAAUAUAAAUCACCUGAAUAUAUAUUAAAAAGACGUUAUACAGGCAUACCAUCAACUGUAUGGACACUCGGUGUAUUACUCUAUGAUAUGGUAUGCGGUAAUUUACCUUUUGAAAGUGAAGAAGAUAUAACUGGACAUAAAUUAGUAUUAAAAUCAUAUUUAUCAAGUGAACUAAAAAAUUUAAUUCAACGAUGUCUUGCGCAAAAUCCUGAAAGGCGACCAUCACUUGAGGCAAUACUUGAACAUCCUUGGCUUAAAAAUUAA